AGCCCCAUUCAUUUGAAAUCAUCGAUCAAUUAAUAAUCUGGUGCUGCAGCAAGAAAAGUUGAUUAAAUAUCUCAAUAAUAUUGAUCAUCAUCAUCAUCAUCGAUCAUGGGUGUUGUUGGAGCAGUUGUAAGGAAUUUGGAUGGUAUAAUUGGGCCGGGGGUGGUGCUUCUUUAUCCUCUAUAUGCAUCUAUGAGAGCCAUUGAGUCUCCAUCAACUCUAGAUGAUCAACAAUGGCUGACAUAUUGGGUCUUGUACUCAUUCAUCACACUUUUUGAACUCUCAUGCUGGAAGAUCAUUCACUGGAUUCCAUUUUGGGGAUAUAUGAAGCUGGUGUUGUGCAUGUGGUUGGUGCUACCGAUGUUCAACGGGGCUGCUUACAUCUACGGAAGAUUUGUGAGGAAAUAUGUCAAAGUUGGGAGUUAUGUCAGUUCAAGCUAUCCUCAAGGACAGAGGAAAGUUCUUCAAAUGAUGAGUCUUGAUGCUAGACAAUCUGUCCAAACAUACAUCACCCGAUAUGGCCCUGAUGCCUUUGAUCGAGUUCUCAGAGCUGCAGAAAAGGAGGCAAGGAAACACUGACCAACAAUAUUAAUGACCAGACCGACAGAUAGAUGUAUAUGGCCGCCUGCAGCUAACAAGAUUCUUUUUUUAUAUGUACCAAUUAAUAAGGAUACCUACCUAAAGCUAGAUAUGCUCAUUCAACCUUCUCUAUUAAUACAACUCUUAUCAUAUAUACAUAU
This is a messenger RNA of Impatiens glandulifera, 737 nucleotides long. Its product is annotated as HVA22-like protein f. NCBI's taxonomy places the organism in Eukaryota, Viridiplantae, Streptophyta, Magnoliopsida, Ericales, Balsaminaceae. The transcript is spliced from 4 exons. Bases 106 to 576 code for a protein of 156 amino acids. The record is from RefSeq and is a predicted model, not a curated record.